AUGGCCGCUGAAGCUGUUGGGCUAGCUGCCACCGUAAUCACGAUCGCUGAUGCGGCAUACAAGAGCAGCAAACGACUAUACGAACUUAUCGAUGGCUUUCGGACCGCCUCAAAAACCUUGAGUGAUCUUCAUACAGAUCUCUCUUCCCUCGAACAGCUUCUGCAAUCUCUCAAGGAUGCACUGGGAAAGGCCGACGACGAGAGCCUGUCAGACGAAAUGAGAAAAUGCUUGCAGAACCUCAAGCCUUGCAUGGUAGCUUGCUGCGAGGUUUGUGACGACUUCAGUGCCAAGGUUAUGCAGAUAACAUCGCAUUCUACCGAAGAUCAUGUUAGCUGGAGGGACAAAAUUCGACUCCAGUUCGAAGAAAAGGGCAUCCAGGCCUUUCAAUUUCGUCUCGCCGCCCACAAGACGACGAUAAAUAUUGUUUUGGGAUUAGUAAAUCUGCUCUACCUUACGGACAAGAUCGAAGCUAACCAGAUACUGAACCGCAGUACAUCAUCCGAUCAGAAUCGGCAAGCCUACAAGAAUCUCGAAACCAAUAUCAUAACUGCGCUCGCCGAGCAUAACAGGGUUGUGAUGGAAGCCCUGCAUGAACACGCGGUCGCUCUACAACAGUGCUUGAGGGUGUGCUAUAGUGUAGUAGACGCUGCACCUGCGAGUACCAGCGACACAGUUCACCGCAUGGAAGGCUACGAUUCAGCGAAGCAACUGGUCGCAGGUGAUAUCGGAGAUGCUGUUUUACGGUCCCGGCCAGUCACCGUGGGCAUAGCCUCUGCCCAUCAACAAGCUCAGCAGGCGUUAUUUCAGAACGUUGGUGCGGAUAGUAUCGACGGGGUAAUGAAGUUCUUUCAGUAG
Messenger RNA from Fusarium fujikuroi IMI 58289, 855 nucleotides. RefSeq lists its product as uncharacterized. Lineage: Eukaryota; Fungi; Ascomycota; Sordariomycetes; Hypocreales; Nectriaceae. The transcript has 3 exons. The coding region runs from base 1 to 855 and encodes 284 amino acids. The record is from RefSeq and is a predicted model, not a curated record.